CUUCCGCUUUCAACUUUGACACAUGACUGAAGGAUCCUCAUAACAGUGAAAAAUUUGGCGUUUCUUUUAUACAUUAACAAGUAAAAUGACUAAAGAAAAUUUAUGUGUACAGUUCCUGAAGUAGGUGAUGCGGCGUGUCGCAGAGCGCCUUGAGUGGAAUGACAUCGCCUCGGCUCCCGUGAUUAUUAAGCAGUAAAUAGUAGUCCCACUCAUGCAAAAUGGAGGAUUGUUUUGAAUCUCCAGAUUCCUCCUCUGACGAUCAUCGUCGCCCUUUGCUGCACCGUAGUGACAGCUGUAAAGUUGAACACGCUCCUGCCUGCUGUUCCUCGCGCUACAACCUGGCCCUGCUCUCCUGCUAUGGCUUCGUCGUGGCCUAUGCUCUGCGCGUCAACCUCAGCGUUGCCAUGGUGGACAUGCUGGACGUCAAAACGAACAGCAACACCAGCUCCUCCGUGUGCCCCAUGCAGGAGGGACGCGCCGAGUCCAAACGCAACCACACGGCACCUGUGUACGACUGGAACUCGGAAACGCAAGGGUGGGUCCUGGGCUCCUUCUUCUAUGGCUACAUCGUGACCCAGUUACCUGGCGGAUACCUGGCGCGAAAGUAUGGCUCCAAGUGGCUUCUGGGCCUGGGCAUCCUGUGCACUGUCUUAUUCACUCUGCUCACUCCGCUGGCCGCCAGCCUGGGAGCCCCGUAUCUCAUCGCCGUGCGAGUUCUGGAGGGCGUCGGAGAGGGGGUAACGUUUCCUGCCAUGCACGCAAUGUGGGCGUCUUGGGCCCCGCCCCUGGAGAGGAGCCGCCUGUUAACUAUCUGCUAUACAGGUUCCCAGUUAGGUACAGUGUUGGCCCUUCCCUUAUCUGGUCUGAUUUGCUUUUACCUGGACUGGACAUAUGUUUUUUACCUCUUUGGUGCCGUCGGGCUGCUGUGGUUCUUGCUCUGGUCGUGCCUAGUGAGCAACACCCCAGACACACACCGGACGAUCUCAGAGAAGGAACGGCUCUACAUCACGACGUCUCUGAAGAACGAGAUUUCCACCACCACGAGCCACAUUCCCUGGGCGUCCAUCUUCACUUCCUUGCCUGUGUGGGCAAUUAUCGUACCACACUUCUGCUACAACUGGACCUUCUACACCCUUCUGGCUCUGCUGCCCACCUACAUGAAGACCGUCCUGGGUUUCAGCAUCCAGCAGAACGGGAUGCUGUCAGCGCUGCCGUACCUGGGCUGCUGGGUCCUGGCACUGCUGGGGAGUCAUCUAGCGGACCUGCUGCGGGAACGAUGGCUCGUCCCCACUGUGGCUGUGCGUAAAAUCUUCACCCUCAUAGGAAUGAUUGGGCCAGCGGUGUUCCUGGUGGCAGCGGGCUACACCGGCUGCAACUAUGUGAUGGCAGUGGCUUUCCUCACCGUGUCCUCCACCCUGGGUGGCCUCUGCACCUCCGGCUUCAGCAUCAACCAGCUUGACAUCGCCCCUUCGUACGCUGGGAUUUUACUUGGAAUCUCAAACACGUUUGCCACCAUACCAGGAAUGGUAGGGCCUGUGAUAGCUAAAGCUCUGACAUCAUCUAACACAAUACCUCAGUGGAGGGUGGUGUUCUACAUCUCUGCUGCCAUCAACGUGUUUGGGGCAGCUUUUUUCACCAUCUUUGGAAAGGGCAAGAUCCAGCCCUGGGCAGUUCCAGACACCCACGUCCACUGAGAGUGAAGAAACUGAGGUGCCAUUCUCACCCCAAUCACUCUGCCUUCAGGGGGCGCCCUUGGACAUUACUGACUCAUGGAGGUCUUUAAGGCAGUAAUAUUAUCAUAAUUGCUUUAUUUGUCUGUCUAAUUCAUUAUGUUUAUUCACUUUACAGUUUGUGGAAUAUUUUCAGGGAUGUCAUGGGUAGUGAAGGGUGGAAAAGCUGUGGACCAGGUGGUUCUUAAUGUUUUUUUCUGUUACUGGUUUUGAAGAAAUCAAGUUAUUUUAUAUCCGUUUCAUUCAGUAUAUUAUAAAAGCAGUAAGAUCCUGUGUGUUAUAAAAACCACACAAUUACAUUCUGGUUAAUAAAAAACCUCAAGCAAAGUGGGAUUCGGGUGAAUCAUGUUAUUGUUCAUGAUGAAAACGACAUUUUUGUUGUAUUGUCAGUCAGUCUUGAUGCUAUUAGCUAUAUGGCACCCAGAUGUGGAAGAUUCGGUUUCAGAAAUCACAAAUCCACCAAGGUUUUGUUUCAACUGACCAGUCAGAUUACUCAACCAGAAUUUUCCACCUCUGAUGGCACAUGGUAAAUUUCUCCACGUUACACUGUAAAGGGAUGUAGAAGGUGAAAUUAUUUUAAAUGGUGGAAAGUAAAGUAAAAAAGAGAGGACUGCUUUCCCUAAACCAUAGCAAAUGUCAAAGAAUAUCAAUGUAUAUGUAAAAUACCUGAUAAUAAAACCAGUCCAGUGUUCAUAAA
This is a messenger RNA of Paramormyrops kingsleyae, 2427 nucleotides long. Its product is annotated as sialin-like. Gene Ontology annotation, cellular component: apical plasma membrane. Gene Ontology annotation, biological process: transmembrane transport; monoatomic anion transport. Gene Ontology annotation, molecular function: transmembrane transporter activity. Lineage: Eukaryota; Metazoa; Chordata; Actinopteri; Osteoglossiformes; Mormyridae. The record is from RefSeq and is a predicted model, not a curated record.